Molecule: messenger RNA, 1368 nt
Organism: Lucilia sericata (common green bottle fly)
Lineage: Eukaryota; Metazoa; Arthropoda; Insecta; Diptera; Calliphoridae
Gene: kin17
Product: DNA/RNA-binding protein KIN17
Exons: 2
Coding region: 91-1308 (405 amino acids)
Biological process (GO): DNA replication; DNA damage response
Cellular component (GO): nucleus
Molecular function (GO): double-stranded DNA binding
Source: RefSeq, a predicted model, not a curated record
UUUUUUUUGCUAGAGAAAAAAAGCAAAACGUUUGUUGUGUGUGAAAAAAAACUAAUUUCAGAAAUAUUUUUAUAAAAUUAUCCUAGAAAAAUGGGUCGUGCAGAAGUGGGAACUCCCAAAUACUUGGCCAAUAAAAUGAAGGCCAAGGGUUUGCAAAAAUUACGCUGGUACUGUCAAAUGUGCGAAAAACAGUGUCGAGACGAGAAUGGUUUCAAGUGUCACACCAUGAGUGAAAGCCAUCAACGACAAUUGCUGCUCUUUGCCGAUUGUCCAGGCAAAUUCCUGCACAAUUUCUCGCAAGAGUUCUCGGAUGGCUAUAUGGAAUUGUUGAGAAGACGCUUUGGUACCAAACGGGUCAAUGCCAAUAAGGUUUAUCAGGAAUAUAUAGCCGAUAAAGAUCAUGUUCAUAUGAACUCUACACGCUGGCUAACACUUUCGGACUAUGUCAAAUGGCUGGGACGUACGGGCCAGGCCAUAGCCGAUGAAACGGAAAAGGGAUGGUUUGUCACCUACAUCGAUCGCAGUCCCGAGGCCUUGGAACGCCAGUCGAAGGCAGAGAAAAAAGAAAAAAUGGAAAAAGAUGAUGAGGAGCGUAUGAUGGAGUUUAUCGAAAAACAAAUAGAGAAAAAUAAAAGCAAAGAUGAUAACGAAACAGAAGAAAAAGAAAAAUAUACUGAAUUAAAACGAGAUGAAGAUCAACCUUUAAAGUUAGACAUUAAAUUAGAAAAGAAAUUUCAACCGGAAUCUAAAUUGGGUACCUCAGCUCUACUGAAAAAACGUAUUAAAGAGGAAGAGCAAGAUUCUGAUGCUGAAGAAGAUUCAGAUGGCUUUAAAAAACCUAAAUCUAUAAAAUUGGAAACCAAACGUAAAGAUAAAGAUUCUUCGGCUGCUCCAAAAUCAGCUUUAGAUGAAAUUAUUAAAAUGGAGGAAGAGAAAAAGGAGAAAACUAAUCGUAAAGACUAUUGGCUGCACGAGGGUAUAGUGGUGAAAUUCAUAAGCAAAUCAUUGGGUGAAAAAUUCUAUAAACAAAAAGCUGUAGUACAGGAGGUUAUUGACAAAUAUCGAGCCAAAGUGAAAUUUUUGGAAACAGGGGAAAAAGUUAAAGUGGAUCAGGCUCACUUGGAGACAGUUAUACCUGCCUUGGAUAAGCUUGUUUUGGUGGUUAAUGGCGCCUAUCGUGGCUGUGAGGCGGUGCUAAAGAAAUUGAAUGAAAAAAACUAUUGUGUUACAGUGGAAAUUUCUAGAGGUCCUCUAAAGGGACGUAUAGUGGACAAAGUACAAUAUGAAGAUAUAUCAAAACUUUAUUAAAUAGAUAAUAUUUGUGUAAAUAGUUUUAUAAGAAUUUAAAAAAUAAAAAUAUAAAUAAAA